Molecule: messenger RNA, 1716 nt
Organism: Periconia digitata
Lineage: Eukaryota; Fungi; Ascomycota; Dothideomycetes; Pleosporales; Periconiaceae
Source: the annotation of a GenBank genome assembly
UCUUGUCUCGCACAUGAAGGCGUAAAGGUGUGUAUGUGUGUGGGAGAUUGUACCCCAGUUUCAUCAAAAGUCCUGGAAAUCAUAGCAUCCGUAAUGCUUCCUUUAUUCGUCUCUCUGGCUGUAGUUUGCCUUCUUUUGUAUCCAAUAUGGCGAAUCUUGCAGGUUGGGAAACGGCCGGCGGAUUUCCCACCCGGACCGCCUACAAUUCCCCUCCUGGGGAACAUUCACCUGAUACCUAGAGAAAAUGUGCAUCUCCAAUUCCAAAAAUGGGCACAGGAAUUCGGUCCCGUAUACAGUCUCAUGCUGGGGAGCAAAACUAUGGUUGUGCUCUCGAGUGAUCAGGCUGUGAAGGAUCUUCUUGACAAGAGGAGUGCAAUCUACAGCGAUAGAAUGGAUCUUUAUAUUGGGCAAACACUGGCUAGCGGUGGUCUCCGAAUUCUGAUGAUGAGAUAUGGCCCGACCUGGCGAAUGAUCCGCAAGCUCGUGCAUAAUCUGCUCAACAUUCACGCCUCCAAAUCUUUCGAGCCGUACCAAGUACUCGAGAACCAGCAAAUGAUGUUCGAUAUUCUUGAAGAGCCCACCAAGUUCGUCGAACACGUCCGACGAUACGCGAACUCACUCACGACCGCAACAACAUUCGGAGUCCGUACCCCAACAUACGAAGAUGCGCACUUCCAAGAGCUUUUCAAGGUCUUUGGUGAAUUUGUGCUCCUGGCACAGACAGGCCUGGCCGCCGUUCUCGACUACAUGCCCGCCCUCCGCAUCAUCCCAUCAUGGGCACUUCCCACAAAAGCGCAAGCUAUAAAGAACCACGUCCGCGAAAAGAGUCUGUACCGAUACCACUGGGAUGCGGCCAAAGCCGCCAUUCUAGCCGGACGCCGACCCAACCCGUGUUUUAGCCAGGGCCUCGUGCGCGAGCAAGUCGACAACGACAUCGACGAUGAUUUAGCGUCCUACAUCACGGGGACAUUGCUCGAAGCCGGCAGCGAUACCACAGCCAACACGCUAAUCGGCUUCCUGUGCGCGAUGCUAGUAUUCCCAGAAGUCGCGGCUAAAGCGCACGAAGAGCUCGAUCGCGUCGUAGGACACGACCGAAUGCCCGUCCCCCAAGACGAAAUGAAUCUACAGUAUAUUCGCGGCUGCGUCAAGGAGUCUCUUCGAUGGAUGCCGACGACCAUUCUCGGCGCCAUCCCGCACGCCCUCACUAGAGACGACUUCUACAUGGGGUUCCGUCUCCCCAAAGGCGCGGGCGUCAUGAACAACGUGUAUACAAUCCACCACGACCCGCGCCGCUACCCGAACCCAGACGUGUUUGAUCCAGAGCGGUUCAAGGACGAUUUUCUAUCUACGUUCGACGCUGCUGUGCAUCCUGAUCCUGCGAAACGCGAUCACUUCACAUUCGGCGCCGGAAGAAGAGUCUGUCCUGGCAUGCAUGUUGCUGAGCGGAGUUUAUUUCUGGGGAUUGCGCGUUUGCUGUGGGCGUUUGAUUUUAGAAGACCAGUUGAUGGCGAUGGGAAUGAGAUUUGUCCCGAUCCGACAAAAGUCACACAAGGGUUUGUUUGCGCGCCUUUGCCGUUCAAGGCUGUUAUCACGCCUAGAGAUGAGAAGAGGGCGGAGAUUAUACGUAGAGAUUGGGAGAUGGCUAAGAAAGAGAACUUGGAGGAAGGGACUAUGCAGUGGAAGACUUCUCUGGUAGAUCUGAAGAUUGGGGAGUAG